Angiostrongylus costaricensis is the source of this 1365-nucleotide messenger RNA. Lineage: Eukaryota; Metazoa; Nematoda; Chromadorea; Rhabditida; Metastrongylidae. The record is from the annotation of a GenBank genome assembly.
AUGUUGUACACCGCUGAAGGAAUGCUGCAAAACUUUGCAGAUAUUAUAGAAAACUAUGGUUUCAUCCCUAAUUCGGGUAGCGUCCAGUUGUCUCGUCGGACGCAACCACCACUUUUUGUGCAAAUGGUUAAAGACUAUUUCACUAUUACAAAACGUAAGGACAGUUUAAAGCGGUGGAUACCAGCGAUGGACAUUGAGAUGCAGUUUUGGUUCUCUAGAAGACGAGUGCUAAUUGAUUUACCUAGCAAGCGAACAGCCCAAGUUUUUAUCUACCGGGUAAAUAUUUGGCAGUUCAGUUCCAGUGAUUCUAACGAGUUCUCUUCACUUAUUCACGCUGACUUUCAGCCCGAAACUAAUUGUCCACGACCGGAAAGUUUUCUUUCUGAUUUCUACCUUGGCAUGAACAAUACCGAUCCCAUGAGUUCUUGGAAAGCGUUGGCAACUGCAUGUGAGAGUGGUUGGGAUUUCAGCAGCCGCUGGUUUGAUCAUGAAGGCAUUCGAAAGUAUAAGAAAGUGUCUAUUCGCGGUCACACAAUCGUCCCGGUCGAUUUGAACGUGUUCAUGGCUCUGAAUAUGGAUUUCCUCUCAGAAUCUCAUGCCCUUUUGGCCAAUCAUAGUAUGUCUGUGUUCUAUCGUAAAAUGUAUGAUAUGCUUCUAUCCGACAUCAAUUCGUUGUUUUGGAAUGCAGAUGAGGGAUCAUGGUUCGACUAUGACAUUAGUAAAGGGAAACAGAGGACUGACUUCUACCCUUCUAAUGUGUUCCCUCUUUUAUUGAGGGAAUCAAAGGCGUAUGCCGCAGACGUACAUAAUUAUUUGGAGAGAAUUGAUGUUUACCGUUACCCUGGAGGAGUACCGUCAACUUUCCCCGUUACGUCUGCUGAGCAGUGGGAUUUUCCUAAUGUGUGGGCACCAACACAACAUCUUUUUAUCGAAAGUCUUCUUAGAUCACAACAUUCCGUUCUACGUCAGGCAAGAAUGUUUUGGGGUGCGUGUAUGCGUGCAAGAGCUUUCGAUGAAGCUAAUAAAUUCAUCAGUACUGUUUUCAAUGGUCUAUUUAACCCGAAGGAAGGCAUGCCUGCUGGAGUGUGGGAAAAGUACGAUGCUCGCAGUCCGGAUGGUAAACCUGGUGGAGGAGGAGAGUACGUAGUUCAAGAGGGUUUCGGAUGGACAAACGGCGUCGUUAUGGAUCUGAUAAAUCUAGUCAGCCGCAAUGAUUUGCCAUGGAGUACUGGUGCAGUGUGGUUGACGUCGUUAAUAAUCGAAGACCAAAUUUUCGCUGUACCUGCCGUGAAUCGAAGCCAACUCAUAUGUCGACUGGUACACUCUCCUCUCAUUCUCACCAAUUUACGUACAAACCAUACAUGA